UGAGGCCCUGUCACUGAACUCCAUCUCUUAUCUCAGAAGUUGAAGGUCCCCCAUCCCAGAGCCAGCUGCAAAGUUCCCAGAGCUUGAAUAACACCACAGUCAACUGAAGAGUGGGCUGCCCUGAAUCAGCAGCUUCAGACACCACGGCCGGGGCUUGGAGCAGGACCAGGAGCAGGAAAAUGGGAGCCAUGCCGUCCAGAUGCCUGUAUCUGUUAUGUCUCUUCACAUGCAAACUAUCCCCGGAAGUUGCUGCAGAAGUUCAGGAAUCCUCAGAUGGUCCCGGCGCCCGGGAACCCGUGCGGCUCACAGAUGUCCAAGCCGCCAUGGAAUUCGUCGCUGCUGCUGAGGUGGCUGUCAUAGGCUUCUUCCAGGAUUUAGAAGUACCAGCAGUGUCCCUAUUCCACAGUGUGGUGAAAAAUUUCCAAGAUGUGUCAUUUGGAAUCAGCACUGCCUCCGAGGUUCUGGCCCACUACAGUGUUACUGGGAACACCAUUUCCCUCUUUCGUCUGGUGGAUAACAAACAACUGGAUUUAAAGAGUGAAGACAUUGAAAGCAUGGAUGCUACCAAGUUAAGCCAUUUCAUUCAGAGCAACAACCUCCACUUGGUGACAGAGUAUAACCCUAUGGCUGUAAUUGGCCUAUUUAAUAGUAUGAUUCCAAUUCAUCUUCUACUGAUGAUGAACAAGGCCUCCCCAGAGUAUGAAGAAAGCUUGCACAGAUACAAGGAAGCAGCUAAGCUCUUCCAGGGGAAGAUUCUUUUUAUUCUGGUGGACACUGGUGUGAAGCAAAAUGGGAAGGUGAUAUCAUUUUUCAAACUGAAGAAGUCUCAGCUGCCUGCAUUGGCAAUUUACCAGACUCUGGAUGAUGUGUGGGAUACACUGCCCAUAACGGAAGUCUCAGUAGAGCACGUGCAAAACUUUUGUGAUGGAUUCCUGAAAGGGAAGAGGUUGAGAGAAAAUCAUGAAUCAGAAGAAAAGACGUCAAAGAUGGAACUCUGAUUUCUCCCUGCUUCUUCUGCGUAGAACCAGCCUGAAUGGACUCAGACAUGCGGGAAGAGUGCU
Eubalaena glacialis (North Atlantic right whale) is the source of this 1061-nucleotide messenger RNA. RefSeq names its product endoplasmic reticulum protein 27 (gene ERP27). The coding region runs from base 180 to 998 and encodes 272 amino acids. Gene Ontology annotation, biological process: protein folding; response to endoplasmic reticulum stress. Gene Ontology annotation, cellular component: endoplasmic reticulum. The transcript has 8 exons. NCBI's taxonomy places the organism in Eukaryota, Metazoa, Chordata, Mammalia, Artiodactyla, Balaenidae. The record is from RefSeq and is a predicted model, not a curated record.